GGCCCCUUCCCGGCCAGCGCGGCAGCGGCAGCAUGGAGCGGUCAGAGGCCUACGGCUUCUCCGCCGUUAUGAGCGGCGCCUUCCUGCUGUCGUGCCUGCUCUUCGCGGCGAUCAACCGCCGCCAGCGCGGGCCCUAUAUGGACGAGGUCUUCCACGUCCCCCAGGCGCAGGCCUACUGCCAUGGCCGCUUCCUCCAGUGGGACCCCAUGAUCACCACGCUGCCGGGCUUGUACCUGGUGUCGGUGGGAGUAGUGAAGCCCGCGGCGUGGCUCUUCGGGUGGACGGGCAGCGUGGUGUGCUCUGCGGGAAUGCUCAGGUUUAUUAACCUGCUUUUCAGUGCUGGGAACUUCUAUUUACUGUAUUUACUUCUGUCCAAGAUCCAUCAGAAGAAUAAGGCUGUGUCUGGUUUCCAGAGAAUCUUGUCUACAUUAACUCUUGCAAUGUUUCCCACCCUUUAUUUUUUUACAUUCCUUUAUUAUACGGACCCAGGAUCGGUAUUUUUUACUCUCUUUGCCUAUUUAAUGUGCCUUUAUGGUAACCAUAAAACUUCAGCUCUCCUUGGAUUUUGUGGCUUCAUGUUUCGUCAGACAAAUAUUGUGUGGACAGUUUUUUGUGCUGGAAAUAUUGUUGCAGAGAAGCUAAAUGAAGCCUGGAAGACAGAGUUACAGAAAAAGAAAGAUGAAAAGAUUUCUUCCAGGAAAGGAUCAUUUUCAGAUUUGAUCAGAAUAUUGCAGUUUCUUAUUAAAUAUCUCAUAUCACCUAAAAACUUAGUUAUGCUUACUGCUUUAACUUGGCCGUAUAUCGUAUUAGUAACUGUGUUCUUUGGUUUUGUCUUCAUCAAUGGUGGAAUAGUUGUUGGUGACAGAAGUAGCCAUGAAGCCUGUUUGCACUUUCCUCAGCUUUUCUAUUUUCUGUCCUUUACUGUAUUUUUUUCAUUCCCUCAUUUACUGACACCUACUAAAAUCAGGAAAUUCCUUCUUUCAUUACGAAAGCACCCUGUGCAGUACAGCUUAAUCACUGUCAUAUCUUUAUUCCUGAUCUGGAAAUUUACAUAUGUUCAUAAGUAUUUACUAGCAGAUAACAGACAUUAUACGUUCUAUGUGUGGAGAAAAGUCUUCCAAAGACAUGAGCUUGUAAAAUAUGUAUUAGUUCCAGUCUAUAUAUUUGCUGGCUGGAGUUUUGCUGAUACACUAAAAUCAAAGUCGAUAUUCUGGAUCUUAAUGUAUUUUGUAUGUUUAUUAGCAGUCACAGUUCCUCAAAAAUUGCUAGAAUUUCGUUACUUUAUUUUGCCAUUCUUAAUAUAUAGGCUCAAUAUUCCAUUUCCAUCUCUAUAUAGACAACUUCUGGAGCUGGCUUUUUAUAUUGUUGUGAAUGCAGUAAGUUUUUAUCUUUUUCUAAACAGAACAUUCCAAUGGCCAAAUAGUGAGGAAAUCCAAAGGUUUAUGUGGUGACUUUUUUUUUUUUUUUUUGAUACUUUCAUACACUUAGGAAAACCCUGUUCUGUUUCAGGACUGUGGACUCUGGAAUGAAGCAAUAUGUUUUGCACUAUGUAAGGACUUUUUUCCCCAGUUGGAAUGGGAGAAGUAAGCUGCUUGCUUAUUUCUUGGAACUGAAUGUGAGAUCUGAUUUGUUGUAAUGUGAAGAUAUUCCAUAUACUGAAUUUACGAGUUCCUGAAAUUAAGAAAUUCAAUAUGAGUACACCUUUCUGUAAUUAAUGUGAAAUAAGGGAGAUGUUUACAGUCAUUUUUCAUUAUAAUAAAAUAUUAUAUAAUAUGCCCUUGAAGGUGCGACAGCUUAUGUUUCAGAAGUUUCUCUUUAAAACAAAGUAUUUAAGUGUUUAACCUUUUUGUUACCUCUGGGUGCAUAUGUACUCCUUGGAUCAGGCCACUUCCAUCUGGGUUUGCUAGUGGUCAACCUAUGAACCACUGCUGAAGUAUAAUGUUUUCAAAACCUCCUACAUCCCACUGAAUUUUCAUGAUUUUUUUGUCAAUAAAUGCUUACAUUAGUUUUGCAAACAGAAUGUAGGUUCUUAAAUCAUUAGAGCAUUUUGAAAAUUUUAUUUCAAACUGAUAUUUAGAAAAUAUAGUGGAUGCUAUGUGCAUGUACCUUCUUGGGGGGAAUAAAUGUUAUUGUACAACGAAAGAUAAAUUACAGUUGAUAAUGUGACCUAUUAGAAAGGGAGUAAUUUAUGUACGUCAGACUGAAAUGUGUCGUUACACAGUGGAAUGCAGUCUAAUGAAUGCCCUUUGAAAUAAUCAGGCUUUUAUGUCCUGAGGUUUUGCGUUCACAGGUUUGUAUUGAAGUAGAAUGUGAGUGCACUCCCAGGUUGAACUGAGUGUUUCUAAGAUCUUUGAUGUGUAAUCUUAAAGAAAUACUAAUGGCAUUACUGAAUUGUUCUUUUAAAUGUUUUUCAUAUAUAUACAAAUCUAAUGGAACUAGGGAGUAUGUAUUUUGUUUUACAAAGGUAAAAUGCAAUGUGUAUAUAUAUGUAUUUUUUUAAAAAGCAUCUAGUGCAUUAUCAUCAGAAUAAAAGAAGGCUGUAAUAGUUGCUGUCAGUAAAUGACUUUAAUUAGACUCAAAAAUAUUUGAUCACUGAAAGUUAACUAUUAAGCAGUUUUAUAACUAUAACUAAAUUAUGUGGUGGUGGGGAUCCAAAACUUCACAUACUGUGCAGCAUCUUUAAGUUCAUUCUUAUGCUGUAAUGAAAAUACUGCAGCCAAAUCUGUGCAAACAUACCAUAUCAUUGCCACUCCGGUCCCUCUCAAAUGGAAUUGUUUCUCAAAAGGUCAGUACUGUGGAGUUAUUACUCACAGCGGUACUGUUAUUUUUUUUCCUUUUACAGUAUGCAGAUCGAUGUCCUGGCUCUGAUCCCUUCCCUGUACUAACACUAUGAAGAGUGUGGUUAACUCAGAUUCACCUGUUGAAUGUUUUUGCCACCUUAUUUCUUCUAAGGAAACCUUAAAGCCACUCUUCAAUGCGUAGGCUUAUUUGUAUUGAAUUUAAGACAUUUGCGAGGUCACUGUUUGCUUCUUGGCCUGUUGCCAGUAUGGUAAUUUGUUGAUAAUGUGUGUAUGAUAUGGAAAACUGUUUUCAAUCACUCCCUGUUUACUUAUACAUAAGUUGAAGGGGCAAGAAAAACCCAAAAUGGGUUGCUUUUCAAGAAUCCAAUGUGGCCAGGAUGACAAAUUUGGGGCGGGGGGGGGGGAGUCUUGCAUGCCUUCUGCUUCCAAUUUUGUUUUUGUAUACCAUGCCAGUAAAAAUGUAAACAAGGUAAAGAG
Molecule: messenger RNA, 3278 nt
Organism: Grus americana (Whooping crane)
Lineage: Eukaryota; Metazoa; Chordata; Aves; Gruiformes; Gruidae
Gene: ALG10
Product: ALG10 alpha-1,2-glucosyltransferase
Exons: 3
Coding region: 33-1451 (472 amino acids)
Biological process (GO): dolichol-linked oligosaccharide biosynthetic process; protein N-linked glycosylation
Cellular component (GO): endoplasmic reticulum
Molecular function (GO): dolichyl pyrophosphate Glc2Man9GlcNAc2 alpha-1,2-glucosyltransferase activity
Source: RefSeq, a predicted model, not a curated record